This is a messenger RNA of Ilex paraguariensis (yerba mate), 462 nucleotides long. Lineage: Eukaryota; Viridiplantae; Streptophyta; Magnoliopsida; Aquifoliales; Aquifoliaceae. The record is from the annotation of a GenBank genome assembly.
AUGCUAAUUCAAAUUCUUAUUCAGACUAAGAAGAAAGCAGUUGCAGCGGUGGAGGUUGAAGAAAUGACAGAGCAAGCAGCUUGUAAAGAGGACGAGCUUCUGAAGCCACCAAACAAAAAUGCAGGAGUAGUUGCAAAAUGGAAUGAGAAGAAAUUAGUUCUAGUGGUGGACGUCGAAGAAACGACAGAGCCAGCACCUCGUAAAGAAGACAAGCUUCGAGAGCCACCAGAGAAAAAUGCAGCAGCUGCUACAAAAUGGACUGAGAAGAAAACAGUUGCAGCGGUGGAGGUCAAAGAAAUGACAGAGCCAACAACUGGUAAAGAGGACAAGCUUCGGGAGCCACUAGAGAAAAAAAUGGUUGCAGUGGUGGAGGUCGAAGAAAUGACAGAGCCAGCAGCUCGUAAAGAGGACAAGCUUCCGAAGCCACCAAACAAAAAUGCAGCAGCAGCAGCUGCAAAAUGA